Molecule: messenger RNA, 660 nt
Organism: Stereum hirsutum FP-91666 SS1
Lineage: Eukaryota; Fungi; Basidiomycota; Agaricomycetes; Russulales; Stereaceae
Exons: 1
Source: RefSeq, a predicted model, not a curated record
GUUAGAGAGCUUCCAGGAGGGCUUGUCGUCAAAUAUGGAUGGACCGUAUGGAGGUCAGAGUUUCUGGCGAUGGAACUCGUACGAAAGUAUACGACUAUACCGACUCCCGUCCCUCUUUCCUACCUCUCCGAGGAGGAAGACAAAUACGUCAAACCAAACCGACCCCGGAUGGGCUACAUUGUCAUGACGAAGUUGCCCGGAGUCAGGAUGAUCGACGUCCUUGCUGACCUCGACGAAGAAUCUUGUGUUCACCUGUCAAAACAAUUGAGUCAGUAUUUGGGUCAGCUGCGCACGCUGGACUCGAUGGGAGGUUGGGAGAUGGUCGGGAAGAAGGGUCGUUAUCAUCAAGGCUUCUUUACGCGCUUACCAUGGUCACUUCAGCAGGAAAUGAGGGCCAACCCAUGCAGCGCUACCUGCGCUUAUGACUUCCUCGAUUACUUCAUCAAAGCCAGUCCACCAGCUAUCGUAUCAGACGAGAAGAUAAAGCGCGUCCUCGACGCGUUCGACCUUAAACACCCUUCUUCCUUCACUCAUGGUGAUCUCCUCCCGGAAAAUAUCAUGGUCGACAUUAGCGUGGCUGGACGUCCGCGGAUAACGGGGAUAUUUGACUGGGAGCUUGCAGGGUGGUAUCCAUAUUUUUGGGAUUAUUCUAGAGCGUCC